This is a messenger RNA of Colletotrichum spaethianum, 3708 nucleotides long. RefSeq names its product putative urease accessory protein ureD-like. Bases 1 to 3708 code for a protein of 1235 amino acids. The record is from RefSeq and is a predicted model, not a curated record. Gene Ontology annotation, molecular function: metal ion binding; ATP binding. NCBI's taxonomy places the organism in Eukaryota, Fungi, Ascomycota, Sordariomycetes, Glomerellales, Glomerellaceae. The transcript is spliced from 2 exons.
AUGAAGUCCAAAACACUCCGGAGUAUCAAGAAGGUUUUGGUGGCCAACCGAGGUGAGAUCGCCGUCCGCUGCAUCAAGGCCUGUCGUGAGCUCGGCGUCCAUAGUGUCGCUGUCUAUACCGAUGCCGACACAACGUCACUGCACGCCCUGCUGGCGGAUGAAGCAAUCGCGUUGCGGGGUAACGAUACCUACACUGACGGCGACGCCAUUCUUGACAUCUGCCGAAGCACAGGCGCUGACGCCGUUUUCCCCGGGUACGGGUUUCUGAGCGAAAACGUCGACUUUGCCGAUGCCGUCACCGCCGCAGGCAUCAUCUUCGUGGGGCCUUCGUCGGCAUCAAUCAAGGCAAUGGGCCUCAAGCACGAGGCGAGGUCCAUCGCCGAAGCUGUCAAUGUCCCUGUGAUCCCCGGGACGUCGCUCAUAGCAUCAGCACACGAGGCCAUCGAGGGUGCCAAAAAACUCGGAUUCCCCGUCAUGUUGAAAGCCACCGGAGGAGGUGGCGGCAUGGGCUUACAAAUUUGCCACGACGACGACGACGUUCCAAAGGCGUUCGCUACGGUGGAGAGCCGAGCCGGCGCACUCUUCAAGAACAGCGGCGUGUUUUUGGAGAGGUACUAUCCGCGCUCUCGACACGUCGAGGUGCAAGUCUUUGGAAAUGGUGCUACAGUAGUCGCUUUUGGGGAGAGGGAAUGCUCACUCCAACGGCGUCACCAAAAGGUGAUUGAGGAAUGCCCUAGCCCAUUCGUAGAUCAAAACCCUGGCCUACGCGAGAAGAUGCUGCAGGCAGCAGUCGAUUACGCCUCACAGCUCCAGUACAAAAGUGCUGGCACCGUUGAGUUUCUGGUAGACGACGAGACGGCCGACUUCUUUUUCCUGGAGAUGAACACACGCCUGCAGGUUGAGCAUGGCAUCACCGAGAUGUGCUAUGGAGUGGAUCUCGUCCACCUAAUGCUUUAUCAGGCCGACCACGAACGUGGGGGCCAGUUGGGCAUGCCUUCAGACGAGCUACAGAGUUUCCAACGGCCACGUCCGCAUGGUUCGGCCAUCGAGGCAAGAGUAUACGCAGAGGUACCUCUGCUCGACUUUGCCCCUAGUCCGGGUCUCCUUCAGCACGUGAGCUGGCCGCAAGGGGAUGGCGUCCGCGUCGACACGUGGGUGAAGAGUGGCCAACAAAUCACACCUCUUUACGACCCAUUACUCGCCAAGGUCAUGGUCCAUAGCCCUGACGGUCGAGCCGGUGCUCAGAAAAAGAUGCUUGCGGCGCUAGCUAGUACGGCCUUGCAAGGCACCCAAACGAACUUACAGUAUUUGUCGCAAGUUUUGCGGUCUGACGCAUUCACCAACGGCAGCACCCUUACAAACUUCCUAGCCACGUUCCGAGUGGAGGUGUGCGCUGUACAGGUUCUCAGCCCCGGUGUCUUCACCACGGUUCAGGACUACCCGGGGCGGACAACGGUCGGACACGGGGUGCCCCCCAGCGGCCCGAUGGACGAUCUGAGUAGCCGAGCCGCCAACAUCAUCGUUGGUAACGAUCCAAAAGUCGAGCUCCUCGAGAUCACCAUGACAGGCCCAGAGCUCAUGUUCCAUGACUCAGCCGUUGUGGCCGUCUGCGGUGCCCAAGUGCCUGUGGCUGUCGACGACGAGCAACGGCCAAUGUGGUCUCGUAUCAUCGUGAAGCAGGGACAAACACUCAAGAUUGGUAAUGUUUUCGGCGAAGGUCUCCGGACAUACCUUGCUGUCAAGGGCGGCUUUCCUGAAAUUCCGCUCUAUCUUGGCUCCAAAUCCACAGCACCGGAGCUUGUCCUUGGUGGCCUGCAAGGACGAAAGCUGCAGACUAACGAUAUCCUCGCGCUCUCCCCAGAGUCAGGUUCGUGGGCGGCCACGGCCACGGCCUUCUCGUUACCCCCAGGGGCAAUUCCGGACUACGGUGUCUCUGAAAUAUACUGCCUCAACGGUCCGUACGGCUCGGAAGAUAUACUUACCCCGGAGGGCAUGGAGACAAUCACCAACUCCACAUGGACCGUCAGCCACAACAGCAGCCGCAGCGGAGUUCGACUGGAGGGCUCACGACUAAAGUGGGCUCGUACUACCGGCGGAGGAGGCGGGUCCCACCCAUCGAAUGUCUUUGACUACGGGUACCCAAACGGCGGCGUCAACUGGACGGGAGAGUAUCCCGUCAUCUUCCCGCGCGAUCGCCCUGAUCUAGGUGGAUUUGCCUGCCCCGUUACCAUCUGCUCGGCCGAAAUGUGGAAGGUCGGCCAACUGAAACCGGGCGAUGCUCUGCACUUGCGGCUCGUCACCUUUGAGAAUGCCUUGGAAAUAACCCGCAGAAAUGAGGAGUACCUGGAAUCUGUGGCCGCUCUUGUUGACGGCAAAGCAACUAAAGUAGCGUUUCCCGGGACGAGGUUCGGCCCUCGGAAAACGACCUCCAUCCUACAAACGACACAGUCCCAUGGCGACCAUCCUCACGCGACUUAUAGACAAGGAGGUGAUACCUCUAUCAUCGUUGAGUAUGGCCAGCAGAUCGCCGACCUGCGAAACACUGUAUGCGUUUGGGUUCUCAAGGAGAAACUCAUGGCUCGGGGUCUUGUCGGUGUACGCGGCGAGCCAAAUCUCGCCACGCUUACUGUGCACUACGACCCGCUCGAAAUGCACCAGUCAGAGCUUCUCCAAACUUUAAUGGAGCUCGACGAGAGUAUUGAAGAAGUCGUAGGCAUCAAAGUGGCGGUCCGCGAACUCAGCCUCCCGCUAUGCGUGGAUCAUCCCACAGUCAAAGAAGCCACGGAGCGGUACAUGGAGAGCAUCCGGCCGACUGCCGCCUACCUCCCAGACAACGUUGAUUACCUGCGGAAGAACAACGCCUUGGAAACUCGCCGUCAAGUCUUCGAUUCCCUGGUGAAGACUCCCUGGCUCACCGUCGCCGUGGGCUUCUUUGUCGGAACCCCAAUCCUGUUCCCACUUGACCCCAAGUAUGUUUUUACGGGCCAAAAGUACAACCCCAACCGCGCAUACACGCCGAGCGGUUCAAUUGGUCUGGGUGGCUCCCUGUUGGCAAUCUAUCCCGUUGCCGCUCCAGGAGGGUACCAGCUGAUGGGCCGCACACUGGGGCUGUGGGACAUGCUGGGCACUCGGCCCGGCUUCUCCCCUUCGCGGCCGUGGCUGUUUAAUUACUUUGACAUUGUAAGGUUCCGCGAGGUCUCCAAGGAGGAAUUUGACCAAGCCGAGCGCGACUUUGAGGCUGGAAGAUACGUUUUCGAGAUUACUGACGAGGUCCUCGCCAUGGACGAGUACAUUGCCAAAUUCGAUGAGGCAGCGCGGGAUCCCGCGCACCAGGAAUGGCGGCAGCGACAGAUUGCAGCGGCCAGGGAGAUGGGCGAGCUCGAACAACGUCUCUUUGGCGAAUGGACCGAAGCCAAGGCGGCAGAGAUGGCGAGCCAGAGCGAAGGCGGCGGCGACGGCACGGCAUCAGCCGGCGCCGUCACGGUCGAGUCGCCCAUGAAUGCUAAUGUCUGGAAGGUCCUGGUCAAAGUCGGGGACGUGCUCGAGAACAAACAAACCGUGGCGAUCCUGGAAGCGAUGAAGAUGGAAAUCAAAGUGCUCGUGUCUGACGCACAGGCCGGCGCAGUAGUGACGAAGAUUACACGCCCUCCGGCAGUGUUGUCAGCCCGGGAACACCCAUCCUCGUGGGCAAGAAAGCAACAUAGCUAG